GCGUGUCUCAGGUGUCUCAGGUGUGUCCCUCUCCUGGUGAGUAAAUGGCGUCCGCCCCAGAGACACGCUCAGUGUUUGAGGCCACCCAGGACCUCGUGCUGAUGGGGGGCCUGAGGGAGGUCACCGAUUCACACACUCACGGGAUCUCCCUGCAGACUGAGCCCACCGCCGGCAGGGAAGAGUCCCCCCACUGCCCUGAGGAGGUGACCCCGGCUGGAGUCAGGCGGGCGAGUCCUGAGUGUGUGCGGAGUGGAGAGGUGACCGCCAGAGAUGGAUCCCAGCCGGAGGUGUCGGACAGGAGGCUCUGCUCCGCCUGCCACUGCCCCUUUGACAGCAGGGAGGAGCAGAUGGAGCACUACAAACUGGACUGGCACAGGUUUAACCUGAGACUGAGGCUGGCUGGGAGACCCCCCGUCACAGCAGAGGAGUUUGAGAGCAAAACAGGGACAGGCGACGUGUCCAGCAUCUCUGGUUCGGAUUCUUCCGACUCGGACUCUGAGAGCGACCAGGGUUUCUAUGGCGAUGAGGUGACCCCUGAGGGGCCAUCGCGCCCAGCGGAGAGGGAGGUGUCUGCGGGCCGCGUCUCCAGCAAGGCGGUGUUCCAGAACGCCCAGGGCCAGUACCUGUCUGUGCAGCGCUGUGUUCUACAGAGGAAGAGGUCUGCAGAAGGUGAUGAUCUGGUGGCCUCUCUGCUGGCCCUGAGCAGCAAGAGUGUGUGGGUCGUUCUGAUGACCGGAGGAGGACACUUCGCUGGGGCAGUGUUCCAGGGGAAGGAAAUCGUGCAGCACAAGACGUUCCACCGCUACACAGUUAGAGCCAAGCGCGGAACUGCUCAGGGCCUUCGAGACUCGCAGAACCGAAGCCAUGCCCCCAAAUCAGCGGGUUCCACCCUCAGGAGGUAUAAUGAAGCUGCCCUAGUGAAGGACAUCCAGGAGCUGCUGGAGAGCUGGUCGCCGCUGCUGCAGGAGGCCGUGGCCAUCUUCCUGCGCGCCCCCAGCUACAACAAGAACAUCUUCUUCGGGGGCCGCGCCCCGCCCCUGGACAAGAGGGACCCCAGGCUGCGCCCGCUCCAGUUCGCCACGCGGCGCGCCACCUUCCGCGAGGUGCAGCGGGUGCACGCCACCCUGGCCACGCUCCACAUCUACGGGGGCGACACUGAGCUCUCCAACAUCUUCAGUUCCUCAAAGAAAGCGUGGAAGAGGAAGAAGAAGGCCUCCAGUGCAGCAGCUCUCAUGACCGCUGACACAGAGAACGCAGGUGAGCAGGUGAAACCUGAGGAUGAGGAGGAGGAAGAGGAGGAGGCGCAGGGCUGUGGGGAGGAGCUGGAGAUGGAGAUGGUGGAGGUGACUCUGAGCACGCUGGAGCUGCGGGAGCACGAGUUCUCCCCCGCCCAGAGGAAGAGCAGACGCCGCAGGAAGCAGAAACACCCCAAACACAGAGCAGAGGGGGAGGAGAGAGAAGGCUCAGGCAGCAGGGAGAGCCCUGAUGAGCAGGUAGAGAAUGAGGAUGAUGAUGAUGAAGAGAAAGAGGAGGCAGCAGCUCCCUCAGAGCCGUCAGACGAGCCGAAGAGCAGCAGGAGCCGAGGCAAGAAGAGAAACCACAGACAGAGAGACAAAGUACAAGACGAUGACGCAGUCGAUGGUUGGGACUACAGUCUGAGGGAUGCUCUGUACACAGCCUGUAAGACGGGUGACCUUCACUCCUUACACACACUCCUGCAGCUGCCACCCCCACCUGCGGAGGAGGAGGAUGAGGAAGAGGAGGGCAGGCCGAGGAACAACUUCUCAGAGGUCACGACCCCACUGGCCUUCCUAAACCAACCCAUCGACCAAUCAGGGUUCACGCUACUGCACGUGGCGUCAGCGGCAGGUCAGAGGGGCGUGGUCAGCCUACUGAUGGACGUGGGGUGUGACCCAGCCUGCAAGGACCGGAAGGGUCAGACCCCGUACGUAGUGGCUCCUGAGAGGGACACCAGGAACACGUUUCGGAAGUACAUGGGAGAUCACCCUGACAAGUACGACUACAGCAAAGCACAGGUGCCAGGGCCCCUGACGACGGAGAUCGAGGCCAAGAAGGCUGAGAAGAAGAAGGCCCUGAAGACGGCCAAGAAGCAGAGAGAGAGGGAGCAGAAGGAGGUGAAGAGGAAAGAAGAGAUGGAGAAGGAGGAGAAGAAGCGGUUUGCUGGCCUCAGCGAUCGAGAGAAGAGGGCGCUGGCGGCUGAGAAGCGGUUGGCAGAGCAGAUGGCAUCUACUGAUGCCCCCCUCACCAACGUCAAACGCUGUUGGAUGUGUGGGGAGUCUCUGCUGGGUAAAGUGCCCUUUCAGUACCUGGACUUCUCCUUCUGCUCCCCACGCUGCGUCCAGGCUCACCGCAAGGCCAACAACCCCACAGCCAAACCCUGACCUUUCACCCCUAACUCACGCCCCUCAUAGGGGGUCACAGAGGUGGCAUCAUCCCUGCGGUCUCUGGAAGCUGGACGCAGUGCAGGUGGCGUGUGGGGACCGAGGCUCUCUGUGCUUCUUCUAUCCCCCUCCAGCGCAGAUGGACUCUCUGGGAGGUCUGAGACCGUUCCGGUGUUUCAGAAAGGAGCUGAACGAGCUAAACUGAAUCCAAAUACAGACCACAACUACCUGCAAGACUUACAUGAACUCAUUGCCAACACACACACACACACACCAGUCAUCAUCUCAGUAGCACUCCGUAAACCCUGCCUGCCCUGGG
Molecule: messenger RNA, 2721 nt
Organism: Clupea harengus (Atlantic herring)
Lineage: Eukaryota; Metazoa; Chordata; Actinopteri; Clupeiformes; Clupeidae
Gene: ankzf1
Product: ankyrin repeat and zinc finger peptidyl tRNA hydrolase 1
Biological process (GO): ERAD pathway
Molecular function (GO): protein binding
Source: RefSeq, a predicted model, not a curated record